Molecule: messenger RNA, 1998 nt
Organism: Elaeis guineensis (African oil palm)
Lineage: Eukaryota; Viridiplantae; Streptophyta; Magnoliopsida; Arecales; Arecaceae
Product: 7-deoxyloganetin glucosyltransferase-like
Molecular function (GO): quercetin 7-O-glucosyltransferase activity; quercetin 3-O-glucosyltransferase activity
Source: RefSeq, a predicted model, not a curated record
UUCAAUAGCGACCACCUUCCCCUCACAAACUCAAGACAGGAAGCACCGCACGGUUCAGCCAGCAAGCAAGUUCCUCAAAUGGAGAAGCCCCAUGCAGUCAUGAUCCCUUUCCCCAGCCCUGGCCACAUAAACCCCAUGCUGCAGCUGGCCAAGAUUCUCCAUUUCAAAGGCUUCCACAUCACCUUCAUCAACACCGAGUUCAGCUACCGUAUUAUGUUGAAGUCUGCAGGACCAGAUGACCUCAGAGGCCCCAAUGAUUUCUGUUUUGAAACCAUCCCUGAUGGUCUCUCCCCCUCUGAUCGUGAAUGCCCGGAAUAUAGUACGAAAUUCUACCUCUCAACAAAAAUAAACAGUGUUGCUCCCCUUAGAGAACUCCUAUCAGAGCUCCAUAACUCCUCCUGCUCACCCCCCAUCACUUGCAUCAUAUUCAACUGGCUCAUGAGUUUUUCUCUAGAUGUUGCUCUACAGUUGGACAUCCCUGCGCUGGUGUUCUGCACGAUGAGUGCUUGUGGUUUCAUGGGCGCCCUUCACUUGGGCGAGCUCAUUCAGAGAGGAUAUAUACCACUAAAAGAUAAGAGUUGCAUCACAGAUGGAUAUCUUGAUACAAGUAUAGAUUGGAUUCCUGGAUUGAAAGGUGUACGUCUUGGAGAUAUUUCUAGUUUUGUUAGAGCAGUCGAUCGUGAUGACAUGUUUCUCAACUUCGAGAUGGAAACGGCAAAUAAUUCCCUCAGAGCCUGGGGAUUAAUCCUCAAUACCUUUGAUGGCAUGGAAUGUGAUGUCUUGCGUGCCAUGAAACAAAUGUUCCCUCGGAUGUACGCAUUAGGCCCUUUGCCUGCACUCCUCAAUCAUUUAACAGAAAACCAGAGGAAUCCGAUAUGCUUAAGCCUUUGGAAAGAAGAUUCUAGUUGUAUGGAAUGGUUGAAUACCCAGAGAGACUCUUCAGUCGUCUAUGUGAAUUUUGGAAGCCUCACAGUGAUGACAACCCAGCAGCUGGUAGAGUUUGCCUGGGGCCUCGCAGAGAGCAAACAUCCAUUCUUGUGGAUCAUCAGGCCUGAUCUUGUUGCUGGUGGGCUUGCUGCAUUGCCUGAGGAAUUCAUUAUAGAAACCAAGGGGCGAGGUCACCUCGCUAGUUGGUGCUCGCAAGAAGAAGUGCUCUCUCACUCUUCUAUUGGAGGCUUUCUGACACACAGUGGCUGGAAUUCAACACUGGAGAGUGUUUGCAGUGGUGUGCCAAUGAUCUGCUGGCCAGGCUUCGCAGAACAAUAUACAAAUUGCAGAUAUGCCUGCAAGGAAUGGGGAAUAGGCAUGGAGAUCAACCAAGAGGUGACGAGAGAGCAGGUUAAGGGCCUGAUAAAAGAAUUGAUGGAAGGAGAUAGACGACAGAAAAUGAGGAAAAAUGUCAUGAAGUGGAAAGAGAUGGCAAAGCAAGCAACCUCGCAAGGGGGAUCUUCUUAUGCAAACUUAGAGAGAUUAAUUAUGGACUUGGUAACUCAAACAUAGGAGCAAAUCCUGGUAAGUUUUGUUGAUGGCGCAGAGAAGGAAACAGCAAGCAUGUUCUGUGUAAAAGAGAAUAUCAUGUUUCAUGGACUAUCUACAAAUCUUUACACUUCUUUAGUACGUAUGUCAAGACUAUGCAAGCAUUACUGUUUUGGAGAAAAAUCUGAAAAAUGAUAACAUAUUUGUGUAGUAUUUUGCCGUGCAAUGGUGAAAAUAUGAUUGGUUAGAAAAUCAACAGGGCAGAAACAGAAAACUAGCAGAGGAAUGAAACCAAGAAGGGAGAUCCAUUUUGCAGUCAGUGCCUUCUUCUAAAACAGAAUGUAUACCAACUGUUGUGGAUUGAAUCCUUUCUGGACUGGAGGCACUGGGGCAGGGCAAUGUUUGGGGCGGCGGCGGCGGUGGCCGAACCUAUAGGAAAAGCCUCCACCGGAUGUGGCUCCGGCAGAGACCCUUGCUCAAGUCAAUUUUUUUUACAGUAGAUGAAAAAGAGCGAGUGUUUAU